AUGCCGUACUUCUUCAAGCCGCUGAGUAGACGCGCAGGUGGGCUGCUUGCGGCGGCGGCGGCGGUAGCGGCGGGCCUGUGCGCAUUGGACGGCUGCCGUGACGGGGAGCUGCGCCGCGCGCGGCGCGAGCCCGCCGUGCCGCUCUUUGACGCCAGCGCCGUGGAGCGCGUGGAGGAGCACGCGCGCCGCCCCUGCCAAGCCUUCCCCGGCUACGCCGUGGUGGUGUCGAACUACUACGCCCGCACCCCCGCGGCUGGCGCGCCCAGCGGCGGUGGCGGUGCACCGCCGCUCACACGGUUGCGCGAGUUGUUUUCAAACGAGACGCACACCGUCGUGCAGCGCGGGGACCCGCUGGCGGAGGAGAACCAGCUGCACACUGUGCGUGAGGUGGUUGGGGACGCGCGGGCGCGGGCGCCGGCCGCGACGCCGGCUCCGUUCCUCGCCUCCUCGACGUGGCCGCCGGGGACGGCGAAGUACGCGGCGAUGACGAUUGAGCCGACAGCGUCUGCGGUCUUGGCCGCGGGGGAACCCAUCGGCGCGCUCCGCCGCCUGGCGGACCGGACGACGCAGCAGUCGCUCAUUCGCUGCGACCCCUUUGCCUCCCCCGCCAUCAACUGCGCCGGAGACGCGAGUUACUUGGGGGCGCCGUACCUUCGCACCAUGUUGAGUGCUUUCCUGCUCCUGCCGCUGCCGCUGCCGCGACUGCGCGUGGCGGUGCUUGGCGUUGGCGGCGGCUCCCUCCCCUCGUUUCUGCAGCGCUACUUCUCACGGGACAUGACGCGGCUGGACCUGGUCGACGCCGAGCCGCAGUGUUUCCGGGCGGCUGUGGAGGACCUCGGCCUGCGCGAGACGAUGCGAGGGGGCGUGAUGGCGUGCCACGUCUGCGACGCCGCCGCGUUCCUGCGGGAAACCGUCGUGGGGGCAAGUGGGGCCGCUCCCGCCGGUGAAGUGGCUCCGCCUGUCGAGGGCCACCAACACGGCCGGCGCUACGACGUCCUUUUUGUAGAUCUGUUUGUGGGUAGUGCGCCCCCCGCCUUCCUUUCCUCGCCGUCGUUCCUGCAGUUGUGUCACGAGGCGCUAUCGUCCGUGGGUGUGGCGGCGUUUAACCUGCCGGCACCAGACCCCGAGUUUACAGACACGUGUCGCCGAGUGUUUGGCCGCGGCAAUGUUUUCCAGUUCCCUGUCCCUGCCUCCGCCAACGUGGUGGUGCUUGCACGACGCGUCGUAGGGGGUGACCUGGGCAGUGGCGUGUCCAUCUCCCGUCGCCACUUCUACCGACGAGCAAAGGCACUGCAAAAAUCCCACGCGUUACCGUAUGACAUUGCAGAUCACUAUCCCUUCUGGUGGCGCUUUUGGUAG
Trypanosoma conorhini is the source of this 1359-nucleotide messenger RNA. RefSeq lists its product as uncharacterized. Bases 1 to 1359 code for a protein of 452 amino acids. NCBI's taxonomy places the organism in Eukaryota, Euglenozoa, Kinetoplastea, Trypanosomatida, Trypanosomatidae. The record is from RefSeq and is a predicted model, not a curated record. The transcript has a single exon.